CGCGUCGCUUGCAGGAUGGCUGGUCGGCAGGAGGCGAAUAGUGAAGGACUGGCUCAAAACGUGUCUUAUAGAUUCCUGUUAUUUGCAUAUUUCUUCUUAAAUUAAACGGAAGUGACAUUUAGUCUCCGACAGCAGCAGAGUUAGCUCGCUACUGUAUGGUGAUGUACUUAGCUUCACGUUAAUUGGAGCUAAAGACGAACCAUCAGGUCAGAAUCUUAAAAAUCGUUGUUGUUUUCCUUUUUUGAUGGACAUUUCUUAUAAGCAUUGGGGCUAUACGCGGCCGUGCGUGCAGGUAGGUUAAAGACCAACACAAAAAGCAGUGAAGUGCAGGCAGGAUAGCCGUGUUUGCGUGGUGUGGCUGCAGGUCGGUGCCACGGCGGCGUCCACGUCUCCUCCAGCUGAGCCAGGCUAGCGUUCCAUUUGUCCUCGGAAGUGGGGAUUUCGCAGUUCCCAGUCGGAAUUUUCAACUGGAACGCCCCUCGAAGUGGGAUUUCCCACUGGGAUAGUGGGAGAGUCUUCACCACCCCCGAGUUCACAUUCCAAGAUGGCUGCCCCGGUUGUAAACAGUAGAAGAGAGCUCUGUAAAAAUUCGUAGCACUUCAUUCUAGUUUUGGUCACACUAAAUCAGUCGUAUACAAGUAUUGUUCGGCAUAUAUAUGCUGCUAUAUUGUAAUUUACAUUUUUCGUGUGGUAUAUGAGAACUACAAACUUGUUUACCUACUUUGUAACGGGAACGCUGAUAACUCGGCUGUGACGUCAUUCCGAGUUCCGACUUCCGAGGUAAAUGGAACGCAGCAUAGGCCACGGCAGCCCGGAGGACCGGUGUUCUGGCGAGUUUUGCUACCCUAUCAAAAAAUACCUUUUGUAGAGCUACACUUGCACUGGGUUUUACUCCCUAGCCCACGUCCUUUCCCCCCCAAAGUUGUCCUUGUCGCUUUCCAGGCCGUCAUUGUAAAUAAGAAUGAGUUCUUAAUGACCUGCCUGGUUAAAUAAAGGCGAAUGACUGAAUUAAUAUAAAAUAAAGCGAUAGAAUUGUUUUUUUUCUCUUUAUCGUAUAAUGUUCACAACGUGUAAUGCAAUUCGUGUCAUGAGUAGUGUAUUUUGAAGGAUCAAAUACUCCAACAUCCCAUAUUAUCAAUUUUACAUCGUGCAAGAAAUGAUGGUCGUGGCAAUCAAACUUUGAAAAAUCGACUGUGCGCAUGCGCAGAACCACAAAGUAGCAUUUAUCAGUGGGUAGCAAAAAUCGGCGUAACACCGGCGGCCCGGCGCGCCUCCCGGAGGAUGCCGAACCAGUAGACGGGGGGAGAGACGGGGGGAGGACGGUGCACACACACAUGUGGACGCCCCCGGCCAUGCACGCGUAAAGCGUUAGUGCUUUUUCCACGAGCGGUUGCCGCAUACAAUACAAUGCACGGCAUGUCACGUACACGGAUGUGUUUCACGUCGGGGAGACGCUCUCGCUGAGCUCGCCGCUGCCGCUGCUGCUGCUGCAGCAAACCGACCCGCAGGGACCGCAGGGGCCGAGACUGUUGUGUGUUUUAUAGAGAUGAUCGGCUUCGGUGGGAACCGCCGCGGAGGCCGCAUCCCGUCCUUCAUCCUCAUCUUCUUGACGGUGGUCGUCGUCAUCCUGUGCUUCAACUACUGGACGGUUUCCAGCAAGCAGGGCCGCCUGCUGGACGAGCUGGCGGAGCUGCGGGCGCAGCUGACGCGCACCGACGCUGCCCGCGGCCGGCUGGAGAAGCGCAGCUCCGAGCUGCUGCUGCAGGUGGAGACGCUCAGGAAGCAGCUGGAGACCAAGGACGGAGACCUCAGCAUGCUGCAGGGCAAGCUGCAGGCCCGGGAGGACCUCAGCAACAAGUGUGCGGAUGAAAAGAUGAAGAUACAGGAUGAUGUCACAGCCCAAAUGACAGAGAUACAGAGAUUGAAAGAGCAGCUAAAGGAGCUGAAGCAAGAGUUCAUGAAGCAAGAACAGCAGCUAAAAGACGUGAGAAAAAACAGCACCACCUUGGAGAAGAAGUUGGAGUAUGAGAGUUUACAAUGUGGACGUCAGAUUGCACAACUGAAAGACGAAUAUGAAGAAACAAAAAAGACCUUGGAGGAAGAAGCAUCCAAGCUAAGACAGAGUAUAAUGGAUGGCCAAAAGCCUGUAGUCGCAGGUAGGCACGCAGGUGCAGCACCUGGUGUGGACAAGGUUGGAGAGCGCCACACAGUGGCCACUCACCAGCAUGACAGACAGCCGGAUCUAAAAGAAGAGAUGGGUAAACCCGGCAGUGAUGCUGGCAUGCCUGGUAUUGAAGACAGUGAGGUGGGAAAAAUUGAUGAAGUACAGUUCGCCUUGAAGAAACCAGCCAUCACUCAAAAGCACCAUGAAGUCGUGGCAGCUGGUGCUGACCCCGGAAUUGGAGCAGCCGAUGGUCCCGGAGGCCAAGGCCUGUCACUGGACCAGCCCAGACUCCAGAUGGACCGGCUGGAGGGCCGAGCUGCCGUAAUUGCUGCUCCAGGCAUCAUCAAGCAGGCAGACAAACCAAUAGUGUUUGAAGAAGAUAACAAAGCAGGUAUAAAGGCAGAUGAGCUGGGAGAACAGCAAAGACAAAUCCAAGCUCCUGAGAGCGUCAAGGGCGACACCGAACAUUUGAAGAGGAUUCCUCUUCCCCCCAACGCUGCUCAGUUACCCAACCCUAUCCAGCCCCACCAGGCCAAAGACAAGCUUCCAGCAGAAACGGUGCACCACCGCCAAAGCCGGUUCUUUGAUGAGAACGAGUCCCCAGUAGAUCCGCAACACGGCUCUAAGCUAGCGGACUACAAUGGGGAUGAUGGGAACGUGGGUGAGUAUGAGGCCGACAAGCAGGCCGAGCUGGCCUACAAUGAGGAAGAGGAUGGUGAUGGUGGGGAGGAAGACGUUCAAGAUGACGAAGAUCGGGACAUGCAAGGCGAGCGAGCAGUGGAUUAUGGAAAAAGACAUCAAGCAAAUGACAUUCUUUGAAGGGAGUCGUAUAGCUGUAACUUAUUUAAAAUGCUCGGACCAUCCUCUACAAGCUGGGUGUCUCUUGACAAAGUAGUUUGAACAUCGGUUUAAAAAUGUAUUGAGGGCAUCCUCGGUGACAAGGACUACUGGAAGAGACGGGACAAUUUCAUUCUGAAAAAUGUCAUAUAACAUAAAAACACUUGGCACUUUGCUGUGUUGCCAUAGAUUUGUAAAUGGUUUGAGGCUAUGAGAGUAGAAAAAAAUAUACUGUAAAUUGACUGUUGAGUUUUGUUACCAAAUAACUGCUUCAGUUCUUUGUGGAGAGAUCUAAGGGAGCAUCUUAACUUGCAUCUGAACCUUAGUUAGUCAUCUUUUGUUUUACCAAUAUUUCUGUUGGCUUCUGCUUGAUAUAAACACACACUUUCUGAGAUAUUUAUCAGAGACUAAUUUGGCAUUCUGCCUUUCUAACAUACUUUUGGGACUUUUAUCUGGAAGACUUUUUUUUUUUUUUUUUUUUUAAGGAAUGGGAAUACAAAACAAUUGCCAAGGACAUUAUGGUAUGGCCUAUUAAAAGAUUCUUCUUCUUUUGUGACAGACACUCAAAUGUGCUCAUCCUUUGGUUUUUAAAUGCCAUUGCAUGCAUUUAAGAGUUUUUCAUAAUCAAACUGAGCAAGAUACUAUUGCUUAAGCAAUACUUGAGUGGCGUUGGUAUCCUCCACACUGUGCAAAGAUUUAACAAGCACAUAUGGAUAACUGACAAACUUACAUAUGCUUCCAUUCAUGAGGUCUCUUGAACAUGAUGUAGUCGAAUUGUUAUCAUUUGUACUAAAGGAAAUGUAAUUCCUCACCUUCGGGGGAAACAUUGUAAACCUGAAAUCAGCCUGUUUGUGCAACCAGGAAAACAAACGUCCUCUUGAGAAGGAACAAUGAAUGUAAACUUAAUUUUAUUAAAGACGGUUCUUCAUGUCA
This is a messenger RNA of Cololabis saira (Pacific saury), 3934 nucleotides long. It is a transcript of the gene golm2, whose product is annotated as golgi membrane protein 2. The record is from RefSeq and is a predicted model, not a curated record. Bases 1547 to 2983 code for a protein of 478 amino acids. NCBI's taxonomy places the organism in Eukaryota, Metazoa, Chordata, Actinopteri, Beloniformes, Belonidae. The transcript is spliced from 10 exons.